UGGCUGCAGCCACGCUAUCAUAGACCGUGCGGCAGCCAAGCACAAGUCACGUACAUACAUAUAGAUGUACAUGUAUCUACACUGAGUUAUCGGUUGUGUGGAUAUUUCUCGGUAGCUGUUGGACGGGUUUCUGAAACUUUCUUCCCCAGGCAAGUUGGAUCGACUGAGACUCGCUCGGUAUUUGGAUAAAUGGCAUGAUAUUGACCCAGCUAGGGUCUGUUUGCCUACGUUGUCAUUUGGCUGAUCCUGUUUGGCAUGCUGCCAACAACUGGAAAAGUCACGGCAACCAAACCUUGGGUGUUGUGAAACUGUGAAGCGUGUACACAUGUACAUGUACAUGUACAUGUACAUGUAUGUGUACUAGUUCAUGUACAUGCAUGGCACAGUGGUCUCCAUAUUCUGAAUUUUACAGAGGUUCAAAGAGGCCAUCUGUGAGAGUCAUCUUCCAGGAAGUCAGAUCCCGUGAUAGUUCCACCCUGACCAUGAACUGUGGCAUAUGCCGCACAGACAUGUAUGCAAGCUGGUACAUGUACCCUAUGCAGGCUGGUACCCCUACAUGACACAAUUGACAGUAUUUCUUUGUAGCAUGACAGGGAUGUGGUGUGCUGGUAGUUCUCUGAAUUGUUUGUACAGUCUGCAGUUUGCAAAGUACCAUUGGAUUGAUGUGGGGAUACAUGUACAUGAAGUGUACAGAAGUGUGCACGUGUCGUGUCAAGCAAGGAAGUCAACACUCAAACACAGGAAUCGUGAUGCAUGAUUGCGGGCCACAUAUUUUAGAGGUACCAUAACUCAGGGUGGUAUGUAGUGCAGUGGUCUGAAUUGAGGUACUGCACAUGCUCAGCAUUCCGACAAGGACAAGGGACCAUUUGCUGUUUGGAAGGUCAGAGAUUAUCAAGUGCAGUGUUAUCAAAGUGAAAGUGGAUUAGUCGCAACACAUACAUGUAUACAGAGAGGCAUCCCACAGCAGGAAGAACGUGGUUUUUCAUAUCUUACCGAUUGCUUGACAGGAAGAGUUGGAGUGGCUUGUGUUUUUAUGGGAUUCAGAGACUGUUUUGAUCGGCUUUAAAGAGGUAGAAAUGUGAACUCUGUCAGGUGUAUGGAACACCAGCUGUGCAAGGAUUUGUAGCUGCAUCCAGGAGAGAGAGAUCAGGGUAAGCUACCUGUCAUGGGUCUGCCCGUUGAUUCCAAUCUGGCACCCGACACAAGGGACACAGCCAACCGUAGCUAUUCAUCUCAGAGCAGUGAUGACUGUUCGCUCUUACGCAUCACCAGCAUCACGUCCAGCGUGAACACCUGCAGCAGAGGCAGCUUUUCCCAGUCCUCCACUACCCCUCUCCUGCUUGGGUCGCCCAUGCAGGGGCACCUUCCUCAGCCCUCUGUAGCCAGCCCAGCAUCCAGCUGUCAGCUCUGCUGCCGCUGGGACAGCCUCAGCGAAGAGGAGAAAUUGAAAGAGUUGGUGAGGACGGUGUUCAGACAACCAGACAGCAUCCGUUGGCAGACCCCCACGCGAAGAGUGAAAUUGGAGCGAAAUGGCAAAGGAUCACUUGGUUUCAAAUACACAAAUGUCAAAGGAAAAAUAUCCUCGUACACACUGAUCUCCGAGGUGUUCCACGAUGGAUCGUCUUUUGGAAUAGUUGGUGUGGGAGAAUGUAUCCUUUCAGUCAAUGGACAACCUUUGAACAGUGAAGAGGGUAUUACAUUACGGUCAGUUGUCAGUGUGGACAAAGACAAGCCUGUCUACCUCAUUAUUCAACGCCCUGAGGCAAUAAAUUGUGGGAAGAAAUGUCAGAGGUACAGCCUGCAAAGAUCUGUCAGCAGUGAAAGACUCAAUGGGGACAUGAAAACUAGGGAAGCGCUUGAACUUGAAGAGGGAAUGGACAGUGGUAACUCUUCCCACACUUCGUUGUCCUCGUCUGACAAGAGGGAUGCCCUCCUGCCCAAAAGCCUAGAGCACAGGCUCUCAGCUCUGGCCAACUCUGGGAAUGUUUCCCGUCUGGAUACCCUUAUGCCGAGACUUCCCUUCUUGAGGAUCCUGAUUUCUGGCAGUCAGGCAGAGACACUGGCCACCUCGCUCGUGGGGCCAAGCAUAGGCCAAGCGUUGUCAAAAUCGAACGAUGUUGGUGUGUAUUACCAAGCUUGUUUGAGCCGAAUUGGCUCCAAGCUCUCCUUGGCCGGAUCACAGGAAGAACCCAAGAAGUGGGUAACGGAACUCUUGGAGUCUGUUGCUGGUAAGAACAACUUGAAACCCAAUGCCUUGAGUGAUCGCAUUGAACUUGAGAUCAUAGCCUUGAAGUCUCAUCCCUUCUCAGCCUACUGUCAGCACAUCCUUGCAACUGCCCACUCCAUCUUUGUCAUUCAGUUUAGCUGCCACGACUUCCUCAGUAAUGAACGGUCAGUCCUCCUUGACAUCCAAAGGCGGUUGAACAAGAUCCGUACCUACACGUCCAAUAGAGCCCCAGUCUAUCUGGUAAUGAGCGUUGACAAUAGCUUGCCAUCAGACCAGCUUACUGCCAUCGGACAGAGACUUCACAGGCAGUUUGCCAAAGCCUUUAUGAAUCAGCUCCAGUACAACUCCACCACCAACUGCCCAUGUUUCCAAGUUGUGGGAGCCAACCCAGCAAACGUCAGCCGAUCAUCCACUGACCUCCAUCGUCGAGUGGAUGUAGAGUCGAAUUCUGACAGAGGGCAGUGCCGCAUCAUACCAUCCAAGAAGGGCAACAGCCUGGACGUCAGCUACUGGGCUGGAAACAGCAUCCCAAUGGGCAUCAUUAACCCACAGGAUAGAGGUUUCGAGAUGAGCAGCCUUCGAGACCACAUUUUGCACCUCGCUUUCAAGCAGCCAUUCAUCACAGAUUGUUACCCCUAUCUCUACCUCCUGCAUCGGGAGAGAGUUCACCGUCUGAAAGAGAACGGCCUUCACUAUGCUUUCAAAGCAGGAAUCAAGAAGGAAUGUCAGGAAAUUACCUCAGAGAAGGAACUGCAUAAUUUGCUUUCUUUCCUUCACCACUGUGGAGACAUAAUAUGUGCUGAUUUCCUUCCGUGUCGAAGUUCCAACAGCACUCUGUUCAGAAUAACCAGUAACAACGUGUUACUGGACCGUUACCAUCUCAUCAUGGCUACCAAACAGUUGACGACUAUUCCUAGCCGCUCUGAACAACAGGACCCCCGCUUUCCAAACUCUAUGCAUCACUGGGAGGAACUUGGGCAGAGCUCUCUCGCCUCAUCAGCAUUCCUGGAACACCUACUGCGUUACGACCCCAAGAACGACCCAGGGAAUCUGCUGACCACACUGGGCCUAAUGGGUCUUAUUCACUGCCUGCAGCAACCUGAGGCGGAGUCCACCAAGUACCUAGUGCCAUUCUUCCUUCCUCAGGAGGCGCUGACCACCUCCCCUCCUCGUCAUGGCUCCUCCUCUUCCUACCGGUUGUGCCUGGACUUUCAUGGCAGCCUACCCGACGCAUUUUUCCUAGCAUGGCUGGUGCACUUGAUGAGGAAGGUCUUUGAGACCCACGGUAGAUGGCGCAUCGAUGGGCCAAACUCAGCACAGCUGAGCCUAGCGAAUGACUGCGAGAUGGAUGUGUCAUGUGAUGAGGUGGAGAGCCUCAUCACAAUCUCAGCAAGGUGCGGAGUGAACUACAAUGUGCAUGAUCUUCUCGCCUUGACCAGCAACAUUGUAGAUCAAAUGAGAUCCACAUAUAUCAAGUCAAGUGCCCAAAUCACUAUAGGCCCACCUUGCCCCUUGCAGCCCUACUACUGCAAAGUCAGGGCCGGGGAACCAGAGAAGACGCAUGUGAUAGAUAUUGCCAACGGCAAGGCACCAGGACCACUGUGGUGCGGUGACCAGCAAGUGGACUGCUAUCCAGACGUUGACCAGUGGUUGCUCAGAGCGACCAAUAUCAUGCAGUUGUCUUCAUCUCCCAGCAAUUGUCCCUCACCGGUCAGUCUAUGCACUCACAUUAAGAAGUUGCCCCCAGCACUGUUUGUCUGGCUCUGCAAUCGACUGAAUGCGCCCCCUGUAGGCAGAGAUUGGCAAGGCCUAGCAGGUGUGUUGGGGUACAAUCUAGGGGAUGUUACUGUGUUUAAGAUCCAUCGUCAAAGUGUCUCUGAUCCUUGUUACUCUCUUCUCCUGGACUGGGGUCGUCAUGCCAACGCCACCCUAGGUGAGCUGGUCCAUCUCCUGCGAGAAAAGCCAAUGGAGAGGUUGGAUAUUCUGACAGACAUGAUGGAGAAAUGGCUGAUUGUACAGUGAGGAGAUUCCUCGCAGGAAGCCUGGAGAUAAGAAAUCUUUCCUUUAAUGGCUUAUGACGCAAAUGAUGAUUUCUCAAUUCAGUGGUCCAGAUGUGGAGGAAAUUUCCAUUGCAGAACACGGUGGGAACUUAGUGGCCCGUUUUGUAGACUGUGGAUUCGCCAGUGAGAAACUUAAGAGAUGGGAACAUUUGCCUUGAAGGACACCGUAGAAAAAGGAGCAGAAAUCUUGAUACCUCCUGUAUCAGAACAGAUGUGAACAUCCACUUUGGAAGCCAGGAACAGUUCUGCUCCACACCUUCAGAGCCUUUUCCUUGGGGAAAAAUCCAAGAUACUUGGACAACCUAGAAGAGCAGGAUGUGGGAUAAACCUGUAUGGAUUUCCAUGCAGUACAAAUCCAGUGUUUCUUACUGUUAGAGUAACCAGUAAUUUCCCUGCUGGCCAGGUAGAACUUUUGAGUACUGUGUACUGAUUACAUGUACCACUAUGCUUAUUGAUGGAAGAUUGUUUACUAACUUUGUUUCGUGGAGUCCUCUAUCGUCUUCUUGAAUACCAACAUUGAAUGCUGUAACUAAUUGAUUGAUCGCUUAUCUUGGAUUUUCAAUGCAAGUCCCAAAUAACAGGUAGCUACAUGUAAAGUGAUAAACCAAGCAAGAUGAUCUGUAGGCAAAUCAAGUUGGCUAUAUUAGUUAUGCAUACAGUGGCAGGUGCAAGAGUGUUUGGGUGCCUCUGUGGUUUUUUCUUAUGCAAAUUUCAUAAUUCAUGCGCAAAAAAUUGUUGAUGUCAUUCUAUAUGUAAGCAGAAACCUCAAUGUUGCUGCUAUUUCUACACAGAAAGUUUUUAUAGUUUUAUAUUUUGUUUCUGGUGAGUUAUGUGUGUGUAAGAACAUGGCGUUGAGCUGGUCUCGCAGUCUUUUCAGUUACCAAAGUUUGGGUUCAAAAUUGGAACAAAAAAUCCCUCAGCAUAACAAUAUUUUCCCCAAAUGACAUCACAGCAGCAGCACAUGCAGUUGUCAGGAAAAGCAUGGAAAGUCUGAAAUGUUUGAAAAGGAAAAAGCACUUUCCAAAACAGUUUCCGGAAAAGGGGAUGUUAGUUUAUCUGUUCAUUCAAGAGAGGUGGAAAGUUGCAGAAAAUGUGUUUCAGAAAAAUCCAGUUAAUUUUCAUACACAUCCCCAAGGGGUAAGGGUGUACUUCCAAGCCAAAUCUACAGCAUACAGUUGGUUACUUUCCAAACUGGAGUAAAUAUUUUCAUGUGAAAUGCGACAAGUUUAUCUCUUUAGUCAUUAGGUUUAUACCUUGCUGUUUGGACAUUGGGACAAUAUCGGUAUACAUGUAAUGCUUGCGUGUGAUGUUGUUAUUCAAAUGCUUAUUGUUGAUUGCUUUUGUACUGAUUUUCUAUGUACAAAAAAGCUGAGUGCAUAUAGUAUACCAUAAAUGUGCUUAUCUUACACAAGUUUCAUGUAAUUGCUUGUUGUUGCAUCCUUGUAGAGACAUAAGCAUGUCUCUAGAAGGGAAAAAAGUGGUCAUUGGUUGAGUGGACAACUUCUGUGGUGUGUUUUGCAGCUAGUCUAAAAGACAGAGAAUCAAUUUGCAAAAGGGCAUUUUGAAGACAUCUGGGUAUGGGGCAUUAUCAGAGGUUGCAGUAAUUCUGUAAAGAUCACACUAAUAAAAUCCUGUUUCAUGGAUUUCCUUGUUUUGUGUAUUACCUAGAAAGAAAUUCAGAAGAAAAGAAAAUAUGGCUAAUGUUUCCAUAAAAUGUAAUCAUAUCAAGCAAGGCUCCCUGCUGGUGGACACGAGAUAGAUGCACUGUGACAAACCUGUGCAAGGAUUUCUACUUUUUUCAAUUCAGUUCAUAUUUCAACAGGAAAAGUCUUUGUAAAUGUACAUAUACUUUUGAUACUGUUUCUUUCCACUAAUUAAAAAAAAACAGGCAUAGAAACAUCAGAAUCAUUUUUCCUUUAAGUGUACUUCAGACAGACUUCCACUUCUGGUAUUUUUUCCUUCUGAGGGGGGAGUAGUGUUGUUGUUCUGUAUACCAUGCAAAUUGAAAUUUUGAUUGUAAAAGAAAAAUUAUCCUUUUUAAUUUUGAAAUUUUGUAAAGUUCCACAAGAAAUUCCAUGCACGACUAAAGGCAAUUGACAAUGAAAAUGAUCAAUCAACCGGUGUCAUUUUCUCACAAAAUGAAGUUUUAGCUAUUUAUAUGAGCAUGCGAUAGCUAAAUAACUUUUGGUAAGAAAAUAGUGUUUGUUACAUUUGACAUGGUCUUUUCAGCAUGGACUUUGUUAUCUCAGUAGAGUUGACAACGUACAUGUAUAGAAACCAUGGAAAAUGCCACAUGGAAUGAUGUGAACAAGUUACUCGUACCCUGACUCAAGCAAGAAAGUGUAUCAGUCUGGAAAAACCCAGCUCCCAUAUUUCAAUUUUUUUUCCAGUGAAAGAGCUUUUAAAAAAUUCAUGUGGAGUUGGAUAGGAGGAAGUAGACAUUUCUGGUUGAACGGGAAGUUGUGUGCCAGGAUUUCAAUGUUAGUGGCUCCGCAGGGGAUACUUAUUUAGGUCACAGGUCAGAGGUCAGUACUUAUAACCUUUUCCAAGGACAUGUACUAUUCAUGAUCAAAUGCUAACAAAAGCAGGUUUAGGUGAAGCCAACCAGAUCCGGUAAUGAAGUGAAACCAGAUUUGGAUCUCAAGUGACUGGUACCUACAUAUGCACAGAUGUUCAUUAAAUCAGCUUAUCACUCUGACUCAUGGCAAGUUGCCAGCUUCAGCUGAACCACCCAGCAUUUACAAAAAUCUUCACUUAGAAUGCUUUGAGGUGCUGGGAUCUCAUAAAUGAUGUAAAAUCAGUGUUAUUUCACAGCUUUUCAGUUUUCCAGACGAUGAUUGUACAGUCACACAAUGUAGAAAGUUGAGGCUAACUCUUGUAGUUUCCCUUCAAACCAAGCACCACAGGUGAUACCAAAAAUUGCAUCCAUAUACAGUAUGUGUAGCCAUGGUUACUCUGCAUCAUUAAUGGAAAAACCAAUGACUUGUGGCUGGAGUACCUCACGGACAUAGCCACAGCUAUUGUCCUGUUCAAACAUUCCAACAGGACAUUUCAAUUGUGAGGCAAUGUAUCAAGAGCCUUAGUGUAUCUAAAUAUAGAUUUAUUGAGGUACAAUUUUUUUGUUGUUUUGUAAUCAUGUUGAGAGUGACAGUCUUGACAAUGCAGUCCUGAGAAUACGGUCAUACGGUAUGCCUAUUUAUAUCUUUUGUGGAGGAAUUUCUACAUUAAUUUGGUUGUAUCACAAGUGCCUCGAUUUGCUCAUGUUCACUUUGGCACUUUGACCCCCAAGUUAUGGUAAGCCCAAACUCCUUAUGCAAAUUUUUCUCACAAGAAACUUUCCUGAUUCCUCUGAAAUACAGCCCAAUGUAAAGUAACACAAUGACUGAGCUCUUCCUCCAUCUUCCAGAAACCCUUCCAAACCAUUUUGAAGGAUUUGGGAAGGUUAGGAAUCACUUAUGUGACAAACUCGUCAAGUCUUCCUAACGUUCCUAACUGUAAUGUAAUAUUCAAAAAUUCACCAGAACCUCUUCUGACUUGUUGCACCUGUUCUAUCCAAUACCAUUUAUUUGUAAUCUUCAAGUGCCUACAACACCUAGAAAAAUUCCCUCUACCUCGUACAGUUUAUACUCAUCCCCAACAGUUUUUAAAUCAAGCGAUACCUAAUUUAUAUUUGUAACAUAGAAAAGAAUUAUUCUUAAUGAUACAAGUGAAUAGUAAAACCAAUUAAAUUGAGAUGAUUUUGUAGAAUAACAUAUUUACAACUACAGCAUGUUGCUGCUGUAAUGGCUUGUUGUACAAGGCCACUUUCUCCAAGGUCAGAACUGAAUAUUUACACAAAUAAUGUUUUAUUUAAACAUGCAAGUGUUAUUGGCACUGCCUUUAUAAAUAUUACUGUGUAAUGUGUAUACUUAGUAGGAAGGAAAGAACACUUAGCACUUCAUAUUUCAAAAUGUACAAAUAAAUUGAUCCCAAAAUGGAUUUCAGUCAUCCCAUUUCACUCCGUGGGUAAAAAGGAAGUUCUUAUCAAAAAUUUUAAUAUGGACACUUUAAUGCAUACACGUAUCAUUGUAGAUAAUAAAAAAAUGAUUGUCGAGACAAAAGUGAUGCUGUGAAAAGGUGUUUAUUUUGAAUUAAAACAGGAAUGUCAACA
This is a messenger RNA of Acanthaster planci (crown-of-thorns starfish), 8437 nucleotides long. RefSeq lists its product as uncharacterized. Lineage: Eukaryota; Metazoa; Echinodermata; Asteroidea; Valvatida; Acanthasteridae. Gene Ontology annotation, biological process: signal transduction. Gene Ontology annotation, molecular function: protein binding. The record is from RefSeq and is a predicted model, not a curated record.